Messenger RNA from Herpailurus yagouaroundi (jaguarundi), 4943 nucleotides. RefSeq names its product phospholipase C eta 2 (gene PLCH2). Gene Ontology annotation, biological process: phosphatidylinositol-mediated signaling; release of sequestered calcium ion into cytosol; phosphatidylinositol metabolic process. Gene Ontology annotation, molecular function: phosphatidylinositol-4,5-bisphosphate phospholipase C activity; calcium ion binding. The coding region runs from base 326 to 4744 and encodes 1472 amino acids. Lineage: Eukaryota; Metazoa; Chordata; Mammalia; Carnivora; Felidae. The transcript is spliced from 21 exons. The record is from RefSeq and is a predicted model, not a curated record.
CUUGCAGAGGCCCUGCGGCUGCCCUGCCCUCAGACUCUGGGACGCUGCUUCUUUGGGGAUCCCUUCGUGGCCCUGGUGGAUGGGCAGGCUGACCUGGGGGCCAUCUAGGACGGCAGGUGACGGUUGGGCCAAUGCCAGAGGGACCUGGGAGCAGCCCCGCGGGGGCCUCGCAAGGCUCUAAGCAGGAGGAGGAAGAGGAGGAAGAGAGAAGGAGGGCCCGUGGAGCCCCUGUGCCACCCGCCAUUGCCUGACCUGCUGCUGAGGCGGGGUGGGGGACGCGGGCGUCCUUUGGCCUCCGUGAGCCACCCCUGGCCAUCGUCCUAGCAUGUCUGUCCCCUGGCCGUCUACCCCCAGCCGGACCGGGGGAACAGUGGCCUGCCUGGCAGAGGCCCUCCUCUGGGUGGGAGCGAGCGUGGCCGUGUCCCCGCCGUGGCAGCUCGGCCCGCUAGUGGAGAGAUGCAUGAGCGCCAUGCAGGCGGGGACCCAGAUGGUGAAGCUCCGCGGCAGCUCCAAGGGCCUGGUCCGCUUCUACUUCCUGGACGAGCAUCGCUCCUGCAUCCGCUGGCGGCCCUCGCGCAAGAACGAGAAGGCCAAGAUCUCCAUCGACUCCAUCCAGGAGGUGAGUGAAGGGCGGCAGUCCGAGAUCUUCCAACGCUACCCAGACGGCAGCUUCGACCCCAACUGCUGCUUCAGCAUCUAUCACGGCAGCCACCGUGAGUCGCUGGACCUGGUCUCGCCCAGCGGGGACGAGGCGCGCACCUGGGUCACGGGCCUGCGCUACCUCAUGGCCGGCAUCAGCGACGAGGACAGCCUGGCCCGGCGCCAGCGCACUAGGGACCAGUGGCUGAAGCAGACAUUCGACGAGGCGGACAAGAACGGGGACGGCAGCCUGAGCAUCGGCGAGGUUCUGCAGCUGCUGCACAAGCUGAACGUGAACUUGCCCCGGCAGAGGGUGAAGCAGAUGUUCCAGGAGGCAGACACAGAUGACCACCAGGGUACACUGAGCUUUGAGGAGUUCUGUGCCUUCUACAAGAUGAUGUCCACCCGCCGGGACCUCUAUCUGCUCAUGCUGACCUACAGCGACCACAAGGACUACCUGGACGCCACUGACCUCCAGCGCUUCCUGGAGGUGGAGCAAAAGAUGACGGGGGUGACCCUUGAGAGCUGCCGGGACAUCAUCGAGCAGUUUGAGCCCUGCCCAGAAAACAAGAGCAAGGCGGUGCUGGGCAUUGACGGCUUCACCAACUACACUCGGAGCCCCGCCGGCGACAUCUUCAACCCAGAGCACCACGGUGUGCACCAGGACAUGACGCGGCCACUGAGCCACUAUUUCAUCACCUCGUCCCACAACACCUACCUCGUGGGUGACCAGCUCAUGUCCCAGUCCCGGGUGGACAUGUACGCCUGGGUCCUGCAGGCCGGCUGCCGUUGUGUGGAGGUGGACUGCUGGGACGGGCCCGACGGGGAGCCCAUUGUGCACCAUGGCUACACUCUGACCUCCAAGAUUCUCUUCAAAGAUGUCAUCGAGACCAUCAACAAAUAUGCUUUCGUCAAGAAUGAAUACCCAGUGAUCCUGUCCAUUGAGAACCACUGCAGUGUUAUCCAACAAAAGAAGAUGGCUCAGUAUCUGACAGAUAUUCUUGGGGAUAAGCUGGACUUGUCAUCAGUGAGUGGUGAGGAUGCCACCAUGCUUCCUUCUCCGCAGAUGCUCAAGGGCAAGAUCCUGGUGAAGGGCAAGAAGCUCCCUGCCAACAUCAGUGAGGAUGCUGAGGAGGGCGAGGUGUCUGAUGAAGACAGUGCAGACGAGAUCGAUGAGGAUUGCAAACUCCUCAAUGGGGAUGCCGCCACCAACCGGAAGCGUGUGGAAAACAUCGCCAAGAGGAAACUGGAUUCCCUCAUGAAGGAGUCGAAGAUUCGGGACUGUGAGGACGCAAACGACUUCACCGUGUCCACGCUGCCCCCGUCCGGGAAGCUUGGGCACAAGGCAGAGGGCAAAAAGGCUGAGGACGGCGUGGAGUCCGGGGAGGACACCGGUGGCAGCAGACGGAACAACCGGACCCUCAUGAGCAGCUUCUCCAAGCGCAAGAAAAAGAGCAGCAAACUAAAGAAAGCGGCCAGCAUGGAGGAGGGGGGCGAGGACCCGGAGUCCCAAGGCAGCCAGGGCCGAGGGUCAGUGCCCCGCCCGAACGGACCGUGGCAGCGGGAGGCACCCAGGCCCCUGUCUGCGCGGCAGCGGGAGUUUGAUGCGCGGGCCCUGGACCGCGCGGUGGGCUGGGGGAGUGGGGGCCCCUGGGCGCGGACCUCGAGGGGGCCGGACUGGCCAGCGUCGCCCCCUGUGCUCGCUUCCAGCGCCCGGUGCGGCGGGGGAGGCAUCCUUCGGUGGGGUCCGCGCCGGCACCCGCCCCUCCCCCAUGUCGCUCCUGGGUGGAGCCGGCUGAGGCCUGGAGCCUGCCUCCCAAACUGGGGUGCGCAGGCUGGCCCGAGUCUGGAGGCAGUGGCGUCCAGCUGGCAGGUGUCGUCCUUCAGCGAGACCAGGGCCCAGCAGAUCCUGCAGCAGAAGCCGGCCCAGUACCUGCGCUUCAACCAGCACCAGCUGUCCCGCAUCUACCCCUCCUCGUACCGCGUGGACUCCAGCAACUACGACCCUCAGCCCUUCUGGAACGCCGGCUGCCAGAUGGUCGCCCUGAACUACCAGUCGGAGGGCCGGAUGCUGCAGCUGAACCGGGCCAAGUUCAGCCUCAAUGGCAACUGUGGCUACGUGCUCAAGCCCCAGUGCAUGUGCCAGGGCGUCUUCAACCCCAACUCCGAGGACCCUCUGCCCGGGCAGCUCAAGAAGCAGCUGGUGCUUCGCAUCAUCAGCGGGCAGCAGCUCCCCAAGCCGAGGGACUCGAUGCUGGGGGACCGGGGCGAGAUCAUCGACCCCUUCGUGGAGGUGGAGGUCAUCGGGCUCCCCGUGGACUGCAACAAGGAGCAGACGCGUGUGGUGGACGACAACGGAUUCAACCCCAUGUGGGAGGAGACCCUGGUGUUCACGGUGCACAUGCCCGAGAUCGCGCUGGUGCGCUUCCUCGUCUGGGACCAUGACCCCAUCGGGCGUGACUUCAUUGGCCAGAGGACACUGGCCUUCGGCAGCAUGAUGCCAGGCUACCGGCAUGUGCACCUGGAGGGGAUGGAAGAGGCCUCUAUCUUUGUCCAUGUGGCCAUCAGUGAUGUCAGCGGUAAGGUCAAGCAGGCUCUGGGCCUAAAAGGCCUGUUCCUCAGAGGCCCAAAGCCCGGCUCCCUGGACAGCCAUGCUGCUGGUCGGCCCCCGCCUCGGCCUUCCGUUAGCCAGCGGCUCCUGCGGCGCACGGCCAGCGCCCCGACCAAGAGCCAGAAGCCGAGUCGCGAGGCCUUCCCGGAGCUGGUCCUGGGCACGCAGGACCCCGGCUCCGAGGGGGAGGCCCGUGACGUGGCGGCCCCCGGCCCCGGCCCCGCUCUGGAGGCCUCGGCCCCGGAGGAGCAGGGCAACCGCAGCCCCCGAGACACCCGCCCUUUCUCCGCGCAGAGGCCGGGCUCCUCCCUCCGUGGCCUGGAAACCAUUGCCGAGGAGCCAGCCCCGGGCCCCGGCCCCCCACCUCUGGUGGCUGCCCCCCCCAGCCCCUCCCCGGGAGGGCUGCCGUGCCCGUCGGGACCUGCCGCCGAAGUGGCCAGCCCCCCUGUGGUGGCUCUGGGAGCUCCCACGCCCUUCCAACUCAGGACCCAGAGCAGAGGGGACACGGAGCAAGCCCCAGAAAGCCAUCGGCGGGUGUACAACGGUGGGGGCCCAGGGGGAGCCUGCGAGGGGGCCCCCGGCAGCCAGACGGUCAGAAGGGCUGACGGCGAUGGGAAGGUGCCCCCGGAGAUCCCGGGCGGAUGGCGGCCCCUGGCCGGGCCCUGCCCCACCGUGUACUCGGACGCCACGGCUGGAGACCGGCUAUGGCGGCGGCUGGAACCGGGCGGCCACCGAGACAGCGUGUCUUCAUCCUCCAGCGUGUCCUCCAGCGACACGGUCAUCGACCUCUCCCUGCCGGGCCUGGGCCUGGGCCGUGAGAGCGUCUCCGGGGCUCCAGCAGGACGCCUGCCCCUGCGACCCUGCUCGGCCACGGCCGCCCGCCUGGACCUGCCUGCUGUGACCAAGAGCAAAUCCAGCCCUAACCUGCGGGCUGCCAGCCAGCUGCCCACGGCGCCGGAAGAGCUUCAGCCCCGUCCGCUGGCCCCUAGGCCACCCUGGGGCCGCCUCCCCCUGGUAGGCCUCCGGGACUGCCCUGCAGCCGCCAAGUCCAAGAGCCUGGGGGACCUGACUGCUGACGACUUUGCCCCUCAAGUGGAGAUCCCGGGCCGAAGCCUGGGCCUGGCGAGGGAGGGGCGGGCGGUGCGGGGGGCGCGACGGGACGCCCUGACCGAGCAGCUGCGCUGGCUCACGGGCUUCCAGCAGGCCGGUGACAUCACCUCGCCCACCAGCCUGAGUGGCGCUGGGGAAGGGGUGCCCGGUGCCCCCGGCUUCCUGCGGCGCUCGUCCUCCCGCAGCCAGAGCCGCGUGCGCGCCAUCGCCAGCCGGGCCCGGCAGGCCCACGAACGGCAGCAGCGGCUGCAGGGCCCGAGGGGACCCCCAGGGGAGGAGCGGGGCACCCCGGAGGGUGCCUGCUCCGGGGGCCGAGGGGCCUGCGGGGACGUGCCGGCCCCCUGCAGGGGCUCCGCGGCCACCGGCCUCCUGCUCAGACUCUGACGGAGGCUCAGGGCGGAUCGCAGCUGCCCUCGCCUUGGCCCUCCGUCUGCCACCCCUCCCCCCAUCCCCGGGAAGGAAGCGGCCUCCUGGUCUCAGGGUCUGGGGGCAUGUUUCCUGACGUUAAGAUACACAACAGAGGUAUUUAAAAUUUAAGAGACAAAGCUUCUACUGCAUUAAAAUGGUGCCCAGUCCUCUUCCA